Leptomonas pyrrhocoris is the source of this 408-nucleotide messenger RNA. RefSeq names its product ATG8/AUT7/APG8/PAZ2 putative (ATG8B.2). Lineage: Eukaryota; Euglenozoa; Kinetoplastea; Trypanosomatida; Trypanosomatidae. The transcript has a single exon. The coding region runs from base 100 to 408 and encodes 102 amino acids. The record is from RefSeq and is a predicted model, not a curated record.
AGAACACCGCAAUGGGAAGGGUGCCAGCGAAGUAAAACAAACUUGGUCAAUCCCAUCCUUUCACACACCUCUUUUCCCCUUUGGAACACGCGCUCAGCCAUGGCCGCCAUCCACACCGUCUCCGCCAACCAGCUCCCCGUUGCCAUCGAGUGCAACGACGGCCGCCUGCUCUUCGUCAACGUGGCGCGCGACGCCACCGUGGCCGGCCUGGAGGACACCGUGCGCGCCGCCCUCAACGGCAAGAAGCUCUCGCUCAUCAUCGACGGCUGCACGCCCGCCGCCGGCACCGCGCUGCGCGACAUCCACGAGAGCUGCAAGCGCGCUGACGGCUUCCUGUACGUGGCGGUGCGUGCGGAGAGGGCCAUGGGCAACCUCGCCCUUCCCUGCUUCGCCAGCGAUACCAUUUAA